AAGAAGAAAAUUUUUGAAAGAAGAAAACUCCAUUUUGUUACUCCAUAGAUAAAAAGCUAAAGCAAGAGAGUAGCAGCCAAAACGCAAAAAAUGCCCUCAAAACCCAAACCAUCUCAGCCUCUGCCUCUCUCCCUCUCAAUCCCAAUCUCAGACCACGACGACGACGAUGAUUUCCAAACCCCUAUCUCACAACAAAGACCUUCAACUUCCAAAAAAUCCUUAAAGUCCUCUAAUAACUGCAACCGGCCGCCGAAAAGAUCCAAACAGUCGGCAAACCCCGGAAAAGAGAAUGUGGAACCCACCUGCUCCUUGCAGAAUGAGAAAACCACGUCGCCGUCUGAUGAAGUUUGUAGCUUGGAUUUGAUAGAGUCAAGCAUCGAUUGCAGCUAUAGAAGCGUUCAUGGGGAUGGUGAUAAUGAUGUGGAUUUCGUGAAAGAAGAGGGAUUGGAGGUGAAAAAGAAGGGGUAUUUGUGUAAUUCUAUUGAAUCUAAGUUAAUCAGGUCAGGAGUAUCUGAUUCUGUUGGUGAUGAAUUUGGGGAUUUUGAGGAAGACAGUGACCUGGAUUUGUUAAUCAAGUUAUGCACUGAUGAAAUGAAUCAGGUACCCAGCGGUGUGGCUGACGGAGAUUGUUUAGUUCAGUGCCCACUUUGCGGGAUUGAUAUUUCGAAUUUGAGCGAGGAAUCUAGAUUGGUUCAUACUAAUGAUUGUCUUGAUAAACAGGAUAAUCAUCUCCAAGAAGUUACUUGUGGUAGCAAUGAUGAGGGAACACACUUUGCACCACAAGUCGUUGGUGACUCUGGGCAUAAAGUUGUUGAUGUUUCCCCUGUACUUCAGUGGCUAAGAAAUUUAGGUUUAGAAAGAUAUGGGGAUGCUUUUAUUCGAGAAGAGAUUGAUUGGGAUUCUUUAAAGUGGCUAACUGAAGAGGAUCUCUUUAGCAUAGGGGUUACCGCACUUGGCCCCAGGAAGAAGAUUGUGCAUGCUCUCGCUGAACUUAGAAAAGGGUGUAAUCUAGUGGAUGAGACUCACAGGGAUCCAAAUGCUUCUGCUGAUGUUGGGUCGUUGAGUACCCAUGCAGCAGAGAUGCAAAUGGAGGCUUCCAAAGUUAGUGGUGAUGAAACUAGUAAACAAACUGCAAACAAGUUGAUAACAGAUUAUUUUCCAGGUUCUGUUUCUGUUACUGUAAGGGAGAAAGGUUGCAGCAUUGCUAAAGAAAAGCGGGGACCAGCAAAGAAUCGCCCAGAUUCUGUUCAUAAACGAAUGGCAAAAAACCACCCUGUAAAAAACGGAAAACUGAAAGAUAUUCCCUUAUGGUGCUCUAUACCAGGAACACCAUUUCGAGUGGAUGCAUUCAAAUAUCUUAGAGGAGAUUGUUCCCAUUGGUUUCUUACGCACUUCCACAUGGAUCAUUAUCAAGGGUUAACGAGGUCCUUUUGUCAUGGGAAGAUCUAUUGCUCCUUAAUCACUGCAAGACUUGUAAAUAUGAAGAUUGGGAUCCCCUGGGACAGAUUACAAGUUUUACCUCUCAACAAAAAGAUCAGUAUUGCUGGCGUUGAUGUGACAUGCUUGGAUGCAAACCACUGUCCGGGUUCCAUCAUAGUACUCUUUGAACCUCCCAAUGGUAAGGUGGUUCUACACACGGGAGAUUUUCGCUUUUGUGAGAACAUGGCAAGCAUGACUGCUUUACAAAUGUGUCGUAUCCAUACUCUCAUUCUUGACACAACAUACUGUAAUCCCCAGUAUGACUUUCCAAAGCAGGAGGCUGUAAUACAGUUUGUCAUUGAGGCUAUUCAAGCUGAAUCUUUCAACCCCAAAACUCUUUUUCUAAUAGGAAGCUACACAAUUGGAAAGGAAAGGCUGUUCUUGGAGGUUGCUCGUGUACUCCGUAGGAAGGUUUAUGUUACUGCCGCAAAAUUCCGUCUUUUGGAGAGCUUAGGCUUCUCCAAAGAAGCUAUGCAGUGGUUCACGCUGAAUGAACACGAAAGCCAAAUUCAUGUGGUCCCUAUGUGGACACUUGCAAGUUUUAAGAGACUGAAACACAUAUCCAAUCAAUAUGCGAGCCGCUUCAGUCCGAUAGUUUCCUUCUCUCCGACUGGGUGGACAUUCGGUAAGGGGAAAAAGAAGUCACCAGGAAGAAGGUGGCAGCAAGGAACUAUUAUAAGGUAUGAAGUACCGUAUAGCGAGCAUUGCAGCUUUACGGAACUCAGAGAGUUUGUGAAGUUUGUGUCUCCUGAAAAAAUAAUACCAAGUGUAAAUAACGAUGGACCAGAAUCUGUUGACACCAUGGUUUCCCUGCUGCUGUCGUGACUGGUUAGACUAUAAACUGAAACAAGCAGCCGCGUAUGGUUCAAAUAACAUGCCCUUGAAGAAGAAGAAAAAGAAAGGGCAGUUGGUCUCCACAUUCUUCUGUAUGAUAUUUUGUAUCUGCCAGGACGCUGAAUUUGCAUAAACAAAAUCAGUUAAUACAAUCUUGAAAGGUGAAGUAGCAUGUAUUAGAUGCAUGAGAUGAUAGGCUUAGUCAUUCUUUAAUGAUAUGAAAUUACAGCAAUUAUCAAAUUUAUGUAUUUAAUGGAAGCUUACUGCGUA
This is a messenger RNA of Ricinus communis (castor bean), 2583 nucleotides long. RefSeq lists its product as uncharacterized. The transcript is spliced from 10 exons. Lineage: Eukaryota; Viridiplantae; Streptophyta; Magnoliopsida; Malpighiales; Euphorbiaceae. Gene Ontology annotation, molecular function: 5'-3' DNA exonuclease activity; protein binding; damaged DNA binding. The record is from RefSeq and is a predicted model, not a curated record. Gene Ontology annotation, biological process: protection from non-homologous end joining at telomere; double-strand break repair via nonhomologous end joining; interstrand cross-link repair. Bases 91 to 2304 code for a protein of 737 amino acids.